AUGGAUCAAGCUAUCGAUGAUGGUGUAAACAUCAUCUCUUUAUCGGUAGGAUCUUCUGGUUAUGCUCCUCAGUAUUACCGAGAUUCCAUUGCUAUUGGAUCUUUUGGAGCGAUGCAACACGGUAUUCUCCUUUCCGCUUCCGCAGGAAAUUCCGGUCCUGAUCCUUAUACUGCAACUAACAUCGCUCCUUGGAUUCUUACGGUUGGAGCUUCCACAAUCGACAGAGAAUUUCCGGCAGACGUUGUUCUAGGCGAUGGGAGGGUUUACGGAGGCGUAUCUCUUUACUCCGGUGAAGGACUCGACGACACUCAAUAUCCUCUAGUUUACGCAGGGGACUGUGGUAGUAGAUACUGUUACUCCGGACAACUAAACUCCACACUAGUCGCCGGCAAAAUCGUGAUAUGCGAUCGUGGAGGCAACGCAAGGGUUGAAAAGGGAAGCGCCGUUAAAAUAGCCGGAGGCGUCGGAAUGAUACAUACAAACUUAGACGAGAACGGCGAAGAACUUCUCGCCGAUGCGCAUCUCCUACCUGCAACUAUGGUUGGUGCUGCAGGUGGAGAUAAGAUAAAAGAAUAUUUAAAAUCCGAUCCGUCACCAACGGCGACGAUUGUCUUCAAAGGGACAAUCAUCGGAACAUCACCAUCAGCACCGCGUGUGGCUUCAUUCUCAAGCCGUGGGCCGAACUACCGCACGGCGGAGAUCAUCAAACCUGACGUGAUUGCUCCCGGCGUUAACAUUCUAGCCGCUUGGACCGGGUACACCAGCCCGACCGAUUUGGAUAUUGACUCUAGACGGGUUGAGUUCAAUAUUAUAUCUGGUACAUCGAUGUCAUGUCCUCAUGUGAGUGGCCUAGCCGCUUUGCUCCGUCGGGCCCACUCGACGUGGACACCAGCUGCUAUAAAAUCUGCACUCAUGACCACCGCUUAUUACUUGGACGACACCGGAAAGAAUAUUACCGACCUUGCCACCGGCGAACAAUCCACACCGUUCGUUCACGGAUCAGGACACGUGGAUCCAAACAGAGCCCUUAAUCCAGGUUUGGUAUACGACGCUGGUGUCGAUGAUUACUUGUCCUUCCUUUGCGCCAUUGGAUACGACUCCAAGCAAAUAGCUACUUUUACAAAAGAUCCAGUGGAUUGCAGCGAGGGAAAGUUCAGUAAUCCCGGCGAUCUAAACUACCCAUCUUUUUCUGUUGUGUUUGAUUCCAAAACCGGCGGAGUUGUGAAGUACAACAGGGUUGUGAAGAACGUAGGGAGUGAGGUGGAUGCGGUUUAUAAGGUGAAAGUGAGUGCUCCGCAGGGGGUGGAGGUGGUUGUGUCACCGGUGAAGCUUGAGUUUAGUGAAGAGAAGAAAGAAGUGGAAUAUGAGAUCACUUUCAGCUCCGGUGGUGGUGGAAGUGCGGUGUUUGGGGCCAUUGAAUGGAGCGAUGGAAUGCACAAUGUAAGAAGCCCGAUUGCCAUCCAAUGGAAGAAGAGUUAUGGGCAAAUGAGCAUGUAA
This is a messenger RNA of Lactuca virosa, 1497 nucleotides long. The record is from the annotation of a GenBank genome assembly. NCBI's taxonomy places the organism in Eukaryota, Viridiplantae, Streptophyta, Magnoliopsida, Asterales, Asteraceae.